Molecule: messenger RNA, 1783 nt
Organism: Leptidea sinapis
Lineage: Eukaryota; Metazoa; Arthropoda; Insecta; Lepidoptera; Pieridae
Gene: TfIIS
Product: transcription elongation factor S-II
Exons: 2
Coding region: 175-1053 (292 amino acids)
Biological process (GO): DNA-templated transcription; transcription elongation by RNA polymerase II
Cellular component (GO): nucleus
Molecular function (GO): nucleic acid binding; zinc ion binding
Source: RefSeq, a predicted model, not a curated record
CAAUGCGCGUGCCGGCUCACGGCUGCUGUCAAGUGUGCGCUGACACGCUGUGUUGAAACUUGAAACUUCUUAGUCUAUGAACAACUGGUAUGGUGGACGAUUUACUAAAUUAACUUCGAAUUGUUUAGUGAAAUAGGCGGGAAUUUACAUUGUUUACAUUACAAUCUAUGCAAAAUGAGCGUGCAGGAAGAUGUGAUGAAAAUACAAAAGAAAUUAACUAAAAUGACAUCUGAUGAUGGCACGGGUCAGGAAGAAGCAUUAGAUCUUUUGAAAUCGUUGCAAACAAUGGCAAUUAAUUUGGAUGUCUUAACGAAAACACGCAUUGGAAUGACAGUGAAUGCUCUGCGCAAAUCAAGCAAAGAUGAAGAAGUAAUUUCUUUAUGCAAAACACUUAUUAAGAACUGGAAAAAGUUCCUUUCUACACCAAGCACUCCAUCAAAAGAUUCCAGCAGCUCAUCAAAACCAAAAAAAGAUUCAAAUAAGGAUAAGGAAAAAAAGGAUGAUAAAGAAAAAGAUAAGAAGUUGCCAGCAUCUUUUCCGCCACAAUCCAACACUACAGAUGCAGUCAGACUGAAGUGCAGAGAAUUACUCUCUCAGGCACUGAAAUGUGAUGAAAAUAUCUCAAACUCUUGCGGUUCACCUGAAGAGCUCGCUGAAGAACUUGAAGAAUGCAUUUAUGCUGAAUUUAAAAAUACUGAUAUGAGAUAUAAGAACAGAGUCCGAUCACGGGUAUCAAAUUUAAAAGAUCGUAAGAAUACAACACUACGGACCAAUUUCUUAAAUGGAGUUAUAUCAGCUGCUCGACUUGCAAAAAUGACACCAGAAGAAAUGGCCAGUGAUGAAAUGAAGAAAUUACGUGAGAAGUUUAUAAAAGAGGCCAUUGAUGAUGCUCAACUUGCAACAGUACAGGGUACCAAAACAGAAAUGUUAAAGUGUGGUAAAUGCAAGAAGAAGAAUUGCACAUAUAACCAGCUACAAACUAGAAGUUCCGAUGAACCAAUGACAACAUUUGUCCUCUGCAACGAGUGUGGCAAUCGCUGGAAGUUCUGUUAAGACUGUUUAUUGUAACACAUUUUGUGUAGGUUUUAUUAUGGUUGUAUCCCAGUGACAUUUAUUUAAAUGAUUAUUAUUACUGUAUAACCAUACUUCUGUCAUUGACAAUGGAUUUGUCUUUAGUAGUUAAGUAUUAAUUAGUUCAAUAAACUAAUUCUCUUAUAGUAAGUUGUUUGAAGUGUUUUAACUUUUAUCAGAAAAUUUGGUUUUUUAAUGAAAUAAAACAGUCAUCAUAGUACUAUAAUCAUAUAUUUGAACAUUUUAAAAUACAAAGGGAAUGUGUCCUUUAGGACCGAGUUACAUUUUAUAUUUGAAACUAUUUAGACACUUUCUUAUUUACACAUAGUAUGCUCUAAACAAUAAGGAUAACUAAAGGAAUAGUCUAUAUUGACAUCUAUAAUAUGUCAUCAUUUUAUUGUCUGCUUAGAGAUAAGGUGUGUUCCACUUGCUAUUAUAGUUCAUAACUACAUGUCUAGAGGUUUCUCAUAAUUCAUAAUUUUCUUGCUGUAUCUCGGCACAAUAUUCUAAGGUAAUAAAAUUGUAGUGACACAAUCAAUAUACAUAUAUUUUUGGCUUUCAUAUUUUGAUACUAGCAGAGUGCAACAAAAAAUUUGCGCUUUUGAAACUAAGAUAAUAUAAUAGCUCUAUAAAAUGAUGUUGGUCUAAUAUUGUAAUGGUCAUAGUGUAGACUGCUUAGUGAAGAUAACUUAAAUAAAUUAAAUUAAAAUAC